ACUUCCGCGUCGCCGUGGUGUUCAGUUGUGAUUGGAAGUGGAGUUGAGUGAACUGCCCACAGAGUAAUGGAAAUAUAAGGGCUCUUAUUUGCAGCUCCCACUUUCUAAACAAUCUGUCAAACCUGUGUUUUUUUCUGUUUUCCUGGGUGGUCAGUGAAAAAACUGCUGGACACGAAGCAAAGUAAGGAGAGAGCGAGCUAGCUUUUUAGCUAGCCUCGAACUGGUGGUCUGUCGGAGGCUGCAGGAAACCUGGAUGGAAAAUGGAUUGUCUCUGUGAAAUAGUUCAAGCCCUUGUCGCUUUAGCAGCUUUAGGUUUGAUUGUGGUGCUCGUAAUAGCACAUUUAACUGCAGGUAUGGUGAACCUGGUACGCCACGAGAAGGAGAAAUACUUCCUCACCGAAAAAGGGGAGAAGGAACUGUUCCCCAGCCUGCACGAUCCCCAUUCCAGGGAGCUUUCUGUAGUGAUCCCGGCCUACAACGAGGAGCUCCGAAUGCCUGUGAUGCUGGAUGAAGCUAUGGAGUACUUGGAAGAUAGACAAAAACAAAACCCUUCUUUCACCUAUGAGGUCAUCGUGGUUGAUGAUGGCAGCAAAGACAAAACCACCGAGGUCGCUUUACGGUACACUAGGAAGUACAGUGCAGAUAAAGUGCGGGUCCUGACACUGGUGGAGAACAGGGGGAAAGGAGGAGCUGUGCGGAUGGGAACUCUGAGCUCCAGAGGAAAAUUCAUUCUGAUGGCAGAUGCUGACGGAGCCACAAAGUUUUGUGACAUUGAGAAAGUGGAGGCUGGACUAAAUGACCUCAACCCCAGACCGGAGAACAUGGCAAUUUCAUGUGGUUCCAGAGCUCAUCUAGAGAAAGAGUCUGUAGCUCAGCGAUCUAUGUUUCGGACAUUCCUUAUGUAUGGCUUUCACUUCCUGGUGUGGUUCUUCUGUGUGAGAGGGAUCAAAGACACACAGUGCGGCUUCAAGCUUUUUACACGUGAGGCUGCACUCAAGACCUUCUCCUCUCUCCAUGUUGAGCGAUGGGCGUUUGAUGUGGAGCUCCUGUAUAUUGCCCAGUGCUUUAAAAUCCCCAUAGCAGAGGUGGCGGUCAACUGGACUGAAAUAGAAGGAUCCAAGCUGGUGCCGUUUUGGAGCUGGCUGCAGAUGGGACGAGACCUGAUUUUCAUUCGCCUGCGCUACAUCACUGGAGCCUGGAAACUGCAGGAGCCUCGAAAGACUGAUUAGCCAAUCAGAUAAGCCCUUGUGUCUCAGAGACAGCCUGUGAUACAGCCGUCAAGCCUUUGGAUGAGGUGGGAUUACAACUGUGUCCAUCAUUCACUGUAAUCUCAGUUUAUCAGCUCGUUUUCUCUCCUGACAUCACUGGACAUGAAGUUACUGCACAGUUGUGGGUUCCUCGUGGUUCUGCCUUUUUUUGUGUGAAUAUUGGCUCGUUACGGCCACGGUUACACUUACAUCUCUGUUGCCACAGUUUACAGAAUGUAUGACUGAUUCAUGUACUAAGUUACUUCAUGUUUAUUUUGUACCCAAUCAGCUGUAAGUGAGAAAGAUUUGUAGUGGAAUGCGAGGAAUCUGUGUGUCAAGAUUCUCGCAGGAAGAAUGAAAUUUACUAAAGGGAGGUGGUUUUAUUUUGGAGAAAACAUGGCUGUGGUUAGCUUGAAUGACUUGAACCAAAAUAAAAUUUAAAAAAGUCAA
Molecule: messenger RNA, 1697 nt
Organism: Amphiprion ocellaris (clown anemonefish)
Lineage: Eukaryota; Metazoa; Chordata; Actinopteri; Pomacentridae
Gene: alg5
Product: ALG5 dolichyl-phosphate beta-glucosyltransferase
Exons: 10
Coding region: 261-1229 (322 amino acids)
Cellular component (GO): endoplasmic reticulum membrane
Source: RefSeq, a predicted model, not a curated record